UCACUGCGAGGACACUGCCUCUACUCACUGAAGCAGAAUCCUCGGAAGAGUUGCUCAGGCAGAACUGAAAUCAUGACUUGCCUCAAAGAAGCAGCUCUAUCGGCCCGCUAAUGACGCUUCACACAGAGAGCCGAUGCUCCUUUAACUCCAGGCUUUAAUGCGAAGUUUCUGAGCCUGAGACAACAGCUUUAGAGCUGGGGUGUGCCAUCAGCUGCUCGCAGCUACCUCCCUGUCUACCGCUUGAACUCAGCCUGGCUGGCUUGCAGAAUGGAAACUAGACAGGCUUCUACCUACCUGUAACCGUGUUCCACCAGGAGAUGGAUAAAGCAUUCACUCAGCCACAUCCAGCAAACACAAUCGGACCUAGCAGAGGGAGGACGCAGAUUCUCUGCCUGGUGGGGAAAGCCCACCUGGGCCUGACAAUGCUAUAACUCAGCCCUUCCAGGGAGCAGCCACCAUGAUCUCUCCACACUGAUGAUGGAAGAAAGGGGAACCAGGAGAUACUGUGUUUUGGAUUCCCUGGACGAUGGAUGAAGGACAGCCUGUCCCUUCACCCUUGGUACCCCUUGGGAACUUAUCAGAUUCUAGCAUGUCUCUGGAACAAAAAACAACAUUCGUUUUUGUGAUUUUGUUGUUUAUCUUUCUGGGCAUCCUCAUCGUCAGGUGCUUCCGGAUUCUUCUAGACCCAUAUCGGAGCAUGCCAACCUCAACCUGGGCUGAUGGGCUUGAAGGCCUAGAGAAAGGGCAGUUUGAUCAUGCCCUUGCUUAGCAGGGGCACAGUAGGCUGCCCUCCAAAGGAGGCACAGUGCUUUAUGUCUGAACAAAGUUUUCCAUUUGUAAUGUUCUCAGCAAAUCAAAUUUUAACCACAUCUGGCCCUAGGACAAUGAGCCAUUAUUUCAUAAACAUACUCUUGUGUUAAAAUCAUCUUAUUUGAGGAUAAUGGAAAGUUUAUAUUACCAACCCCCAAGUAGGAAGGUGCAGACAUGUGUUUUUUACUCAAUGAAUGAAUAUUGCUGGAGAUGUGAUUGUAAAGCCAAUAGUACCAAUACUCAUGUAGGCUUCACUGCCAAAUGAAGGACUCUCUCAUCACAUCAGAGAAUAAACAAUCAGAGAAAAUCUGAUGUUAAUACAAGAGACUCCUCCAGUCCUUGUAUUCUCCCAGAGUGAGUAGAACUAGGAAGCGGUGGUGACUUAGGAAAGACAGUUCUUUACUUGGUAAAUGUGGAUGAGAAUGCUACUGUCAUUUUCAUUAUUAACUAACGUUGAAGUCUACAGAGUUUGGAAACUACCAGGCCUCAUCUCUGAAUUUCUGUGGCUAACACACUUAGAUACACUGAUGCAUAAUUAGAUUUUUUUUUGUCUUUGCAUUUCUGAUGGAACUAAUGGAUUACAAGCACAACUUCAAGGUUUUCUUUUUAAAGAAAGACGAUUGCUUAGCGAGGAGACUAUGACUGUAAGAGGAGUGUGCAUUUAUGCCCGCAU
Molecule: messenger RNA, 1483 nt
Organism: Meriones unguiculatus (Mongolian gerbil)
Lineage: Eukaryota; Metazoa; Chordata; Mammalia; Rodentia; Muridae
Gene: Ctxn3
Product: cortexin 3
Exons: 3
Coding region: 527-769 (80 amino acids)
Source: RefSeq, a predicted model, not a curated record